AUGGGAUCUGGGAUGGCGGACGAGACUCAAGUUGAUGGGUCUCGAGGAGCUAAGUUAACGGCUCAUCCCGCUUCAGGGAAAACUGGUGUUGUCAACGAGACAACUGAAACACCCUCAAUCUCACAGCUAGCUGAGGAAAGUAAUCAAAACCUUCUCCCUGAUUUGGUGCAACCUGUCCGUUUGGUCAACCAACCAGAUCCUGUGAUUCUUCCUCGACUACGCCCAAUCCCGCGAAAUCAUGUAAAAUCAAAGAAAGGUGAUAAAGGGUCUAUAUCCUUUGAAGAAACCCACUCUGAUGAUCCAAAUCAGGUUCCUGUUCAAAACAUCUCUGAUGGUGAUGAUUCUGAUGAUGAUGAAGUUCCUCUGUCUGAAACUCUUCCAGAAAGUGUUGCUGCGCGGUUGAAAAGGAAAAUAAGAACCGCUGCUAGUGAAGCCCCUUCUGUUCCUCAGAAGAAGACCAAGUCGUUUCCUGCUACUCCUAAGUCCAAGAAAAAGGAUGUGAAAGGGAAAGGCAAAGCAAAGGCUGAGAAAAGCAAGAGUGAGAAGAAGAAGAAGGCUCAUGUUAUUGUUUCUGAGUGUGAGUCAGAUGUUGAAGCAGAUGACCCAGAUAUCGUGCCUGCUGAAAAGAAGAAGUUUGCAGGAAGGCGUAUUCCAAAGAAUGUUCCUGCUGCCCCUCUUGACAAUGUCUCCUUCCAUUCUGAAGAAAAUGUUCUAAAAUGGAAGUAUGUCUAUCAAAGAAGACUUGCUAUUGAAAAGGAGGUUGGUACUGAUGUGCUUGAGUGCAAGGAAGUUAUGAGGCUUAUGAAGGAAUUUGUGGUGAAUUUGUCUGUGGAAGUGAGACUUCCUGAGAGUGAUGAAUACAGAAAGGUGUAUGUUAGGGCAAAACGUGUGAAGUUUUCUUUUGAUGUGAUCAACAAAGCACUUGGAAGAAGUGUUGCUGCAGUUGCUGAUGAAGAGCAACCCUUGGAUGUUGUUACCAAGGAACUCACUGCUGGAAAGGUUCAGAAAUGGCCAAAGAAUAAGCUGUUGUCCACUGGGAAUCUCAGUGUGAAAUAUGCAAUCCUUAACAGGAUUGGUGCUGUAAAUUGGGUCCCUACCCAACAUACCUCUGCUAUCUCUACCACUCUUGCCAGGUUAAUUUACAAGAUUGGUACUAUGGUUCCUGUUGAUUUUGGUACUUUUGUUUUUGAACAGACAUUGAAGCCUGCAGAAACUUGUGCUGUGAAACUGCCCAUCUCUUUUCCAUCUCUGAUCACAGAGAUCAUUCUGCAACAACAUCCCAAGAUCGCCAGGGAUGAUGAGGAGUCUAUGCCCAAAGGUGCUCCUAUCACCUUGGACCAUCGUUUGUUUUCUGGGCCUCAUGUCCCAAACAUUGCUGUGCCAUCCAGCAGGACAUAUGCUUCUGCUCCAGUGAGUAAGUCUGGAGCGAGGGUUAUUAUUGAUGAAUUGCGGGCUGUUUCCAAGGCUCUUCAGGUGACUAUCACUGCAAGGAAACUCAAGGUGGAUGAGUUGUUGGCUAAGCUUCAAGAGGAAGAAGACCAAGAGGGUGAGCUAAGUGCUGUCAAUACUGCUGCUGCAGAUGCAAGCACUGAUGAAGAGGGAGGAUCUGAUGAGAAUGGAGAUGAAACUGGGGAAGAAUCCAGUUCUGAUGAUUAG
Lotus japonicus is the source of this 1656-nucleotide messenger RNA. RefSeq lists its product as uncharacterized. NCBI's taxonomy places the organism in Eukaryota, Viridiplantae, Streptophyta, Magnoliopsida, Fabales, Fabaceae. The transcript has 3 exons. The record is from RefSeq and is a predicted model, not a curated record. The coding region runs from base 1 to 1656 and encodes 551 amino acids.